GAGCAGGAGACUUGGAGUAAGACGCUCCUUUCUGCAGAGUGGUCCAGCUCACCCUCACAGUCACCAUGACCUUCAACGGCACCUGGAAAGUUGAUCGCAGCGAAAACUAUGAGAAGUUUAUGGAACAAAUGGGAGUUAACGUGGUGAAGAGGAAGCUGGCUGCUCACGACAACCUCAAAAUAACCAUCGAACAGACUGGAGACAAGUUUCACGUUAAGGAGAGCAGUAACUUCCGCAACAUUGAAAUAGACUUCACCCUGGGUGUCACCUUUGAGUACAGCCUUGCAGACGGAACUGAACUAUCGGGUGCAUGGGCGCUGGAAGGGGAUGUGUUAAAGGGAACUUUCACCAGAAAGGACAAUGGAAAAGCACUGACAACUACCAGAGUAAUUCAAGGAGAUGAAAUGAUUCAGAGUUACAACUAUGACGGUGUGGAUGCAAAGAGGAUUUUUAAGAGGGGUUAGACCAAACAAGUCUACCAAACUGAAGUCUGAAAUGGAUUACGAGUCAUUAAACUUUUGUACUCCAAAAACAACAGAAAAACAAAACAAAAAAACAUUUUUAAUGCAUUUUCAAACUUGCAUUAAUAAAGCCAUAACUUCUCGUUUUCACA
Messenger RNA from Oryzias latipes (Japanese medaka), 613 nucleotides. RefSeq names its product fatty acid binding protein 2, intestinal (gene fabp2). Gene Ontology annotation, molecular function: lipid binding. Lineage: Eukaryota; Metazoa; Chordata; Actinopteri; Beloniformes; Adrianichthyidae. The record is from RefSeq and is a predicted model, not a curated record.